GUAAACAAAAUACUAAUAAAAAUAUGUAUGUAAUGGAAGGCUUUAUUAAAUCUUGGAAAUGAUUUUCUUCCACCCCAAACACGCCCAACACUAGAAAACCUAACAUGCCUUUCAAAUUCCGACCGUUGAGAACCUUUUCCCGGGAAAACAACAUCCAACGGAAUUUCAAUUUAAAAUUCCAAACCCAACCCAGAAACCAUCACUGCCACUAUCCGAUUUCACACAAAGCCCUCUCUUACCUUUCCAAAUUUCACAAGUGCCGGAGCCCAACGAACGCAAAGCCAGAAAUUUUCACCAAGAAUUCCCAAUUUUACUUUCUGGGUAGGAGUAGGACUUUCGUCCACUAUGUUGCAGAUGCUGAAGAAAAUGCGCGGUUUGGGGAAGACCCGGAUGAUCAAACGGCUGUAUUAAUUCAAAACAUCCUCAAGUUUCGAAGGGACAAGCCGGCCGAGGAGAUUGAGUGGGCGCUCGACCGAUGUGGGUUUGUGCUGACAGAUUGUUUGGUUUUGGAUGUGCUGCGGAGGCAUCGGUCUGAUUGGAAACCGGCGUAUGCGUUCUUCAAUUGGGUAUGUAAAGGUGGAGGAGGAAGUGGGUAUAUGUCCGGGUCGGAUUGUUACAAUGAGAUUCUUGACAUUCUUGGCAAAAUGCGGGCUUUUGAUGAAGUCUACCAAAUGCUCGACGAAAUGCGCAUGAGAGAGGGACUUAUCAAUGAAGGAACGUAUGAGAUUUUGCUCAAUAGGUAUGCGGCUGCACAUAGGGUGGAGGAAGCAAUUGAUGUGUUUUAUAAGAGAAAAGAGUUCGGUCUCGAGCUUGAUUUGGUUGCUUUUCAGAAGCUUAUGAUGUGGUUAUGCCGGUAUAAGCAUGUAGAAGCUGCAGAAACUUUGUUUAACGUGAAGGGGAAAGAGUUUGGGAAGUAUAUAAAGACGUGGAAUAUCAUUCUUAAUGGAUGGUGUGUACGAGCAAAUGUAUGCGAGGCAAAAAGGUUUUGGAAAGAUAUAAUCGCGUCUAAUUGCAAGCCUGAUCAGUUUACGUAUGGGACUUUUAUAAAUGCACUGACCAAGAAGGGAAAGUUGGGUACGGCACUCAAGUUAUUUCAAGCAAUGUGGGAUCAGGGUUGCAACCCAGACGUGGUGACAUGCAAUUGCAUAAUCGAUGCCCUUUGUUUCAAGAAGAGGAUUCCUCAUGCUUUGGAAGUAUUUAAGGAAAUGAAUGUCCGAGGAUGUUGCCCAAAUGCAGCAACAUACAACUCACUUAUUAAGCACCUAUGCAAAAUACGGCGUAUGGAGAAGGUUUGUGAGCUUUUGGAAGAAAUGGAACAGAGGAAGGGUAGUUGUCUGCCCAACGAAGUAACUUUCAAUUACUUGCUUAAGUCGUCGAAGAAACCAGAGGAAAUUCCUGGCCUGCUGGAGAGGAUGCAGAGAAAUCAGUGCAAGAUGACUGGUGACACAUACAAUUUGCUGUUGAAGUUGUAUAUGGAGUGGGAUUGUCAGGAAAGAGUGAGAUAUACAUGGGAUGAGAUGGAGAAAAAUGGGUUGGGACCUGACCGACGAUCUUAUACCAUUAUCAUUCAUGGGUUCCAUGAUAAGAGAAGGAUCAAGGAAACUUUGCGCUAUUUCCGUGAGAUGACUUCAAAGGGGAUGAUACCAGAGCCAAGGACCGAAAUAUUGAUGGAUUCUAUGAAUGUCCAGUCAAAAAAGGAGGGUGGACAAGUGGAAAAGCAAGCGGAGGAAAAUGACAGUUUGACAUGGCCUUUGAGUACAGAAAUUUGAGAAAAAAGGGAGCAAGGUUGAACUUGACAUUAGUGUCUUUGUGGAACAAUUCUUGAAAACGGAGAUGGAAUUAUGUGCAUUGUUGGGACCAUGAAUGAUAAAGUUGCCAAAUUCAUACGUGCAGGUGCAACACUACGAACGAACUGGGGUAGACGUGAAGGAGAAUUAUUAAAGAUAACUUGAGACAGGGUAAAAGCAUAUUGUUAAAAUUACUUUUGCAUUCACAAGUAUUAUCCAGUUUAAAGGUUGUGUCUGAUUUUCGGAACUUGCUAGCAUUAUCGAGUGUUGAGUCAACAUGACUGUUAAGAGUCAAAGGCUUGAGUCUGCCUAUCUGCGCUGCCAAUGUGCAGAUUAAACAAAGCGCUGGCUAUCAUCAGUCGCAUUGUCUCUUGUCUAUAUAUGAUCAAAACUCUAGUUCUAUAUGUAAUGUAUUAGAAUUAUAAGUUAAUGGUUUUUCUAUUGAGCAAUCAAGAUUCGAUCAAGGCUAUUAAUUGUUGAAAUUCUGA
Malus domestica (apple) is the source of this 2275-nucleotide messenger RNA. Its product is annotated as putative pentatricopeptide repeat-containing protein At3g15200. Gene Ontology annotation, molecular function: protein binding. NCBI's taxonomy places the organism in Eukaryota, Viridiplantae, Streptophyta, Magnoliopsida, Rosales, Rosaceae. The record is from RefSeq and is a predicted model, not a curated record.